CUCUGACAAUCUGCUCCAAAUGUUUUCCAUAUUUGUUCAGCCUCCUUGAUUCAAAUACCAGGAACAACUCAGCCAGCACAAAGCGAAGCUUCAGGGGCACACACACACACAAAAAAAUCCCCACCUCAACACGCCCAUCAGCCAGAAAAAAAAAAAGUUCAUCAACAUGAGAAAAGAGGAGAAGAAACCUCAGAACAACACGUCCCUUAAAAACCAGAACCAGGCAGGGAAGGCACCUGAAGGGGAGAAAAGCACCGAUCCAGCCAAGCAGCAGGAGCCAGCAAUGAAGAAGAAAGCCAAGGGGGAUCCCAAAACGGGCCAGGAGGAGGAAUCCCACACUUGUUGUGGCUGCCGUUUCCCGCUGCUGGUUGCUUUGUUGCAGCUGGUGUUAGGCAUCUCUAUAACAGUGCUGGGCUUCAUUAUGGCAGGCAUCAGCUCUUCUUUACUAGUCAGAGACACUCCAUAUUGGGCUGGGAUAAUUGUCUGUGUGGUGGCCUUAGUGGGAAUGGUGAUGCUUUGUGUUUCAUAUCAGCCUGAGGAGAAGACAUGUUUCCAGUUUGCCAUAAAGCUGAUGUACUUUCUACUGAGCACCCUGAGUCUGAUUACCUGUGUUCUGGCAGUGGCUUUUGUUGCACAUCAUCAUUCACAGAUUACACAGUUUACCUGUGAUGCCGUCCUCGACUCUUGCCAGUGCAAACUGGACACUUCAGAUCCCCUCAGUAGGACCUUCGUUUACCAGGAUGUAUCUGAUUGUACCAGUGUCACUAGCACUUUCAAUCUGUAUCUGCUACUGCAGAUGGUUCUUAAUCUGAUCACAGCCAUUGUGUGUUUGUUGGCAUGCUUUGUGAUGUGGAAACACAGAUAUCAGGUCUUUUUUGUGGGCGUUCGGUUACACUCAUUAACUGGUACUGAAAUCCAACAACAGAAAGUAUAGGGGGGUGGUUUUGGUUUGUUUUAUAGAGAGUGAAUAACAAAUGUCAGGCUAUUACCACCGUAGAAACUGCAAAUAGAUCAGUGUUUAAAGAUUUUUUGACAAAGACGACCAUUCACACAUUUUUAAUGAAUAUAUUUAUAUUUUUCAGUCAUUUGAAGAGCAAUUUUUACGGCCGCUAUUGCCAAGGGCCCUUGUGGGAAGAGCUAGAUGUAUCACAAAAAUUCUAAAGAUGUGGCUGUACAAAUAGUCUCCGAAAAGCAUCUUUAAUAGGCAUAGACAAAAGCAGUUUUGAUCAUUACUGGGAUUCCUCUGCUGAGCUAUAUAUGGUAACAAACCAUGAGCCAGAUUCUUGGUUGGUGUCAAUCUGUCUGUUCCAUUGACUUCAAUGGCGCUAUGCUGAUUUACACCAGCUGAGGAUGGAUCUGGUCCAGACUGUUUAAGUGAAAUUAUUCCAGUCAUGCUUAGGGAGUUGUGCUCUUGGAUAUCCCACAUUAUCAUUACUGGGAUUUACUGUAUAUGUGUGAGCAGCGAGGGAAGGUUGAGACCCUUCCAAAUGCAAACUAAGACCAGCAACAAAUGAGAAUCUAUUGCUGGUAACAGUAUAAACUCUAGUCAAGGUUUUCAAAAGGGCCUAAUGAGAUCCCUUAAAUGGGCCUGAUUUUCCAGGAGUGAUGCUCAGCAUUUUCUGAAAAUCAAACCAAUGUAAGGUCCCUCAAGCUGGACACCUAACACUGAAGCUCCCGAAUAGUUAGUGGCUUUUGGAAAGCCUGUAUCAACAUGAUUGUAAUAGCACUGCAUACAAAAAGGAUGUUUACCUAUUACUCCAGUUCUACUUUCCUCCAAGUGCAGCAGGCCAAAUACCUUCUUGGCGUACUUCCUGUGAAGACAAUAGAGUUGCACCAGGGAUGGAUUUGGCCCAAAAACUCUGAAAGAGAUAUCACUGCAUAAAUAGAAAGCC
Molecule: messenger RNA, 1892 nt
Organism: Trachemys scripta elegans
Lineage: Eukaryota; Metazoa; Chordata; Testudines; Emydidae
Gene: SSPN
Product: sarcospan
Exons: 3
Coding region: 167-934 (255 amino acids)
Cellular component (GO): dystrophin-associated glycoprotein complex; sarcolemma
Source: RefSeq, a predicted model, not a curated record